AUGAUGCCUACCCCUUCUAUACUUGUUGUAGCUCUAUGUGCUCUAAUUCUGUAUCUAUGUCAUUGCAUCAGGUACAAUUGGUACUCAAGUCCCCUCGCUCGCCUGCCAGGUCCGCCUCUCUGGAGCGUCUCCAGACUACCUUUCAUACUGUCCUUAUGGAGAGGGCGACUUGUAUACGACGUAUUCGACAUGCACAAGAAAUAUGGAGAUGUUGUGAGAAUCGCGCCAGAUGAGGUAUCAUUUGCAAGUGGCGAAGCAUGGAAAGAUAUAUACUGCCGACGGCCCGGUCAUCAACCCUUCCUCAAGAACCCGAUCUGGUGGGGAGAGAUGGCAGGGCGCGCAGAGUCUAUUGUGAGCGUUCCCUCUUGGGAUGGCCAUGAGAAACACAGGAAGAUGAUUUCGCAUUGCUUCAGCGACCGAGCCCUCAACGACGAAGAAUCGCUGGUACAAGCUCACGUCAAUCUACUGAUAAAUACUCUUUGUGCAAAAGUCGAAGAGUCACCAACCAUGACAGCCAUGGUCAAUAUGGUAGACUGGUACUCGUUUACAACAUUCGAUAUCAUUGGAGAGCUUUGUUUCGGUGAUCGAGAAGCCUUUGGGUGCCUGAAAAACAGCAAUUAUCAUCCUUGGAUCAAACAGAUUGCAACCUAUUUCAAGUACGGGUCGCUUAUGGCUACAAUACGCUUCUAUCCUCUCCUUGCAAACAUUGUACACCGUUGUAUUCCCCGUCAUGUGUACGAUGCCCAAGAGAAAAACUAUCAAUGGGCGGUUAGGAAAGUCCGCGAAAGACUCAAUUCAGAUACUCCACAAAGGGAUUUUAUGAGCACAAUAAGUCCUUACUUGAAAGGCUUCGGAGGCGCCCGAGAUGAGAGUGGCAUUAGUAUGGCAGAGCUGGAAAGUAACUUCUAUGUGCUAGUUAAUGCUGGUAGUAGCACAUGCACCACUGUACUUUGCGGAGCAACCAGCUACUUGAUGAAGAGCCCUGAGGCUAUGCUCACAUUACGCAAAGAGCUAAGAGCACGAUUCAAGAACACUUCUGAGAUGACGUUCUCGAAGCUCGCUAAUUUACCUUAUCUCAACGCUGUCAUUGAGGAGUCUCUGAGAUUAGCUCCUCCUGUUGGAGGAGCACUCUCACAUGUUGUACCCCCUGGCGGUGAUACUGUCUGUGGUAUUUGGCUACCUGGAGGUACUCAAGUUGGCGUACACCAGUGGUCAGCAUUUCGAAACCCUUUGAAGUUCCACAACGCUGAUGCGUUCAAACCGGAGCGCUGGCUUGCUGAGAUCAAGACUGAGAAUUCUCCAUUUUUAUCAGACGAUCGUGAGACUGUAAGUGCAUUCUCAGUCGGAUCGUGGAUGUGUAUCGGUAAAAAUCUCGCCAUGGCCGAACUGCGUCUAAUAAUAUCUCGGAUGGUGUGGAGGUUCAACAUCGCUGAAGGGAGAAAUAAAGUAAUAUGGUCAGAGCAGAAGCAAUAUGUGCAGAUGGAGUUGGACAACCUCGAAGUUGAGUUGUCUAUGCUAGAAGAAUGA
Molecule: messenger RNA, 1527 nt
Organism: Pseudovirgaria hyperparasitica
Lineage: Eukaryota; Fungi; Ascomycota; Dothideomycetes; Acrospermales; Acrospermaceae
Product: cytochrome P450
Exons: 4
Coding region: 1-1527 (508 amino acids)
Molecular function (GO): iron ion binding; oxidoreductase activity, acting on paired donors, with incorporation or reduction of molecular oxygen; monooxygenase activity
Source: RefSeq, a predicted model, not a curated record